AUGAAUUACGAAUUCGAGCGAGAGAGCGGUUUUAUCAAUAGUCAGCCGUCGCUUGCUGAGUGCCUGACAUCUUUCCCCCCUGUCGCUGAUUCAUUCCAAACUUCAUCAAUCAAGGGCUCGACGCUUUCACGGCCGACGCUGCUGCCUCCUCCCUUCGAGCAGACCAUCCCCAGCUUGAACCCGGGCAGCCAUCCGCGCCACGGCCGGCCCAGGCACAGUCCCGAUGGGUGCAGUCCGCUGCCCACCGCCUCGCUGCCCCCGGAGUACCCGUGGAUGCGCGAGAAGAAGGCGUCCAAGAGGAACCACCUGUCCAGCGCCAGUGCCAUCUCCAGCGGGGCCGUGUGCUUCUCCCCGAAAGGCUCGCCCGAGAUCGCGGAAAGCGGCGUGGGAGCGGGGCUCGGGAGCGGCGGAGCUGGAGGUCUCUCUGCCGGAGGAGUAGCAGCAGCAGCGGCGGCAGGAGGAGGAGGGGGUUCGCGGAGGCUGAGGACCGCGUACACAAACACGCAGCUACUCGAGCUGGAGAAGGAGUUCCACUUCAACAAGUACCUGUGCCGGCCGCGACGCGUGGAGAUCGCGGCCCUGCUGGACCUGACCGAGCGCCAGGUCAAAGUGUGGUUCCAGAACAGGCGCAUGAAGCACAAGAGGCAGACCCAGACCAAGGACAGCCACGGCGGGGACGGGAAAGGCCGAGGGGCGGGCGAGGAGUCACUGCAGAGCGAAGACGACGAGGAAGGAUCCCUUUACGAGACUUUUCAAACGCACAACAAUAACAACAACAACAGCAGCGAAAUGGCGUUUACAGCCGCGCCGCUGAACUGCAAUGACAAAAAUCUCAAACAUUUUCCCAAUUCUACGCCGGGGUGCUUGUCAACAAUGGGGCCCGGCUCGGCAUCUGGAGCCCCGGACAAUGGCGAGUGCAGUCCCCCGGCUUUGGACGUCUCCCUGCACGACUUCCAGGCUUUCUCCGCGGAUUCCUGCCUGCAGCUGUCCGACGCAGCCUCGCCGAGCCUGUCCGAGUCUCUGGACAGCCCCGGGGACCUAUCCACGGACACUUUCUACUUUUUCACGGAGUCGCUGACUACAAUCGACCUACAGCAUCUGAACUAUUAACCCCAACUGCACGCGUUUUGUCUCUCCCGUGGACACGAAUUUUUAUAAUUGUUUGUAAAUUGGGCACAUUAAUUUUGUUGAUAUUUGACAAGGUAAGGCUCGAUUCCGAAUCUCUGAAGUAGUUGUAAUUACCACAACAGACCCUGGAAUGAAAUGAAGUGUGUGUGUGUGUGUGUGUGUGAACUAAGGAUGCAAUAUUCAUAGACUAAUGGAAACCUGCUCCUUUUUAUUUUUGUAUAGCUUC
This is a messenger RNA of Boleophthalmus pectinirostris (great blue-spotted mudskipper), 1354 nucleotides long. Its product is annotated as homeobox protein Hox-A2a. The coding region runs from base 1 to 1110 and encodes 369 amino acids. Gene Ontology annotation, molecular function: DNA binding; DNA-binding transcription factor activity, RNA polymerase II-specific. Lineage: Eukaryota; Metazoa; Chordata; Actinopteri; Gobiiformes; Gobiidae. The transcript has 2 exons. The record is from RefSeq and is a predicted model, not a curated record. Gene Ontology annotation, biological process: regulation of DNA-templated transcription.